AGUCAGUUACCGUUCCACCUCACCGAGAAGAGCGAGAACAGCAGCGAGGCCCCUCGGCCUUAGGGCGACUCCUUGUCAUGCCAGUUCAACCUUAAAGGCUCUAGACCCUCGUGUUGCCCCGACUUGGUGCUUGGCUCCAACUCGUCUCUGGCUCGCCUCCGACCUGCAAAUUUUAGCCUCGACCUCGAUGACGAGCACUCAACCGCCGCGCUGCCCUGCACGCUGCCCUCUGCACGACUCAACUUUCAGCGCCAUCUAUUAGACUGUUCCAUGUGCUAAAGCCCAGCCCACUACCUUCUCAAUCCUCUGGGCCUUGUCAUCUACAUACACUCGACCUUUUCGCCCUCCGCUAACAUAUCUGGUCGCUCGCCUGGCAUCGUGGACCAUCACCACUUGGGUCACUUCUCCACCGUCUUAUCGCGCCCUUGGCUGUUCGGUCGCUCUCUAUGAAGACUUGAUUGGGAUCGAUUCUCGAAUCUGCAAUAGACAUCCAAAACCUGUUUCGGUGGCCACCACAAGAUGAACUGAGCCAUGGGGUGCUGCUCAUCAAGACCCUCUACCCCAGAAAAUGCCCAACAUAGCCGGCCCAACUCUGCGCCACAAGUGCGACAUGCGUCCCAGGAGAUAACCUCGCAGACGGCCAUCAACGGCGGCUCACAUGACGCAGAAGUUCGCACGUUUCCUCCUGCCUCGGGCCUCUCCAUCCAUCACAGUGAAACCUCCAGAUCUGCUCUUUCCACCCCUCGUCAGUCUACGCAUGCCCAUGGUAGGUCACGGCAAGACCAAAGGACGCCCUCGCUCGCCGAGCAUUACAAUCUCCCACUCCAACCACCCAAAGAAUGGAAGAGUUCAGGCAGAACCUGGACUCGGUCACAGCUGCAACGAGAAAGAUAUGAGUUCUUCGAGACAAGAGUGACAGGGAGAAGAGAAGUAUGGGACGGGUUGAAAUCGGUCCUUGAAUGCUUGCGGGAGGGCGAUCUGGCAGAUGCGCAGGGAAUUCUCGAUGCCUUGGGUGUCACACUCCCAACCGGCCGUAUCGAGGCCGGUAGUUACGAUGAAAUGGGCAAUCUCUACAAAAUCCCCGAAGCAGUGGUCUCCGACCCUGUCGAUGUUAUUGAAGAUGCCGAUGAAGACGGACAAACCGUCAUGGGGAGCAGUGAGGUCGAUGUCAUUGCUGCCAAACUAGAGGCUGCUGAGGGUGGAAAUGCCAGCCUAACCCAAGAAGACUCUAAUGGAGAAAAGGCCAAAGAAGCAAAGGGCAAAGCCGCGGUGGAAAAGGACGCAUUGAAAGUCAAAUGUCGUCUCAGCGACCGUGGUGGGCCCGAUGUGAUUGUGCCACUGGGUAGGAAUCAGCGAGUGGGUGCCUUGUCCCAAAGGAUCAGGGAUGAGACAGAUGUGAGUACCACGCCGGUUUCCCCCUUUGGCUGAGGUCUCAUACUAAUCGCCUGCAGGUUCCCCCCAAAGCCAAGAUCAAGAUCGCCUAUCUUGGCCGAAUAUUCGAUGACAAGCUGACCCUUCUGGAACAAGGCUGGAAGGAGGGCCAUGUCGUCAACGCCUUGAUAGUGGGGAGGCUGAACGGUUGAUGUCUGACUUGACAUUGACUAGGAGAGGCCAUGCAUAGGCUCGCGCCGCCUCCCAGGCGGAUAGCGAGCAUUUUGAACAGCAUUUACGACUUUCGACGGGCUUAGCGAGGUGUAUAUUGUGUUUCCAGGUUUUGAUGUACAAAGAGCUCUCAUCUUGUCAGAGGUCAGGUCAGGAGUGGGGUUCAACCCAUACGGCGUAAAGGUGGACAAGGUAUGGUCGGAAUAUUUCUCAGGCAGGACUCGACAGGCCUGCAAUGGUUUGAUGAAGCACAGACAACAUCCAUUGUAGCACGACUCCAGUGUUGAUUCGCCGCAGGUUAUACCCACUCUAGCUCUAUAUGCAGAUCUUCUGUCAAGCGAGGAGACCCUCUAUCAAUCUAUUUUCAAUGCUCACUUGGACCCUGGCGAUUGUGAUCUUGGCUCAUCAGCAUCUAUUGGGACCUAAGAUUUCUCUCACAGGGAGGAACCUUGUUACUAUUCAUGAUCCCACAAGCAUACCACCCAUGUCGCAGGGAGGGGCACUCACACGCAAACCAUAUGAAAGAAGAGCCGCACGCACUUGAAACAGACUUCGUAAACGAUUGGAGAGGAAUGUUUACAGAGUCAGCUGUUUCGGGAUAUUCUGAUGGAUCGAGAUGGUUGACUCAUUGACCAAUAACAAACCAUGUCGGCAAGGCCGAAAACGUUGACUUUUAGUAUAGUUGCUCCAAUAUAUCAGCAGCGCACGGAUCACUUGGUGCAUGGAUGUUGACAUGUCGAACUGUCACCCAAGAGGCAAAUACGACGAAAUCUCGACAUGUCAGCAUGUUUAAUAGUCUAAGUGCGGGCCUAAGAAAAGGGAAGGAACGGGCUUGUCUUGAAGACUGAGGGAAGGUGCGAUGGAAUUGACACACCUUUUAUCGUCGUCGAAGUUGAAGAAUUUUUCUCAUUCC
Messenger RNA from Exophiala mesophila, 2515 nucleotides. RefSeq lists its product as hypothetical. Gene Ontology annotation, molecular function: protein binding. Lineage: Eukaryota; Fungi; Ascomycota; Eurotiomycetes; Chaetothyriales; Herpotrichiellaceae. The record is from RefSeq and is a predicted model, not a curated record. The transcript has 2 exons. Bases 532 to 1428 code for a protein of 298 amino acids.